Molecule: messenger RNA, 1407 nt
Organism: Sungouiella intermedia
Lineage: Eukaryota; Fungi; Ascomycota; Pichiomycetes; Serinales; Metschnikowiaceae
Source: the annotation of a GenBank genome assembly
AUGUUCACGCUCACGGUAUCGGAGAAUCCCGUCAAUGACCUCCAUACCCAUACACUGUACCUGACUACCAGUGCUGUCAACCUGCUUCCUAUUAGAAGGCGAUUGGUUAACAAGAAACUCAAAGAGCUGGUCAUUCUACCUGGCGAGUUAGCCAGUAGUACACUGUCGCUUGUUCUCCGUAUCAAACAUGUUGCCCUUAAUUUCACUCGUGAUUUCCAUACCAACUUGGUACCUGGGUCUAGAAUCAUAGGCAAGAUUCCUACUGGCGAUAAACGGUUGGGAUUCGGUCGCAAUGACAAGUUAAUGGUGUUCCCGUACCUGACCUGCUGGAUCCAGGGUGUGCUGGAUCCCUGUGAAAACUGCAUUGCCGUGAUGGCCAAAGAUAUCUCAACUUACAAGUCGCAUCUUCGACAUCCAUGUACAGCCAACUGGAAGUAUGGAAAGACUCUAGAUGGCGGAUUACAGGACUACAUUAAAGUUCCACUGCCUCAGCAUAGCCUCAUCCGCAUUCCCAAUGGCGUCAGUCUACAUGAUUGCUGCUUUCUUUAUGAUAUCGCAGUGCCUUUCUACUCUUACUGUCGAGAUGUACUUUGCUCGCUCUUGGAGAAGACUCCGGACUGUCGUAUCUUGGUGAUAUUGGGUGAUUCUACCCGUGAGGCCAACGACUGUCUUUUGGUGAUCCACCACCUACGUCUAGACCAUCUACUGAUCACUUUCACCGACAUGAAGAAACUCAACGAGAUUCCAGGACUUCUGUCCACAUACGCCAACAAAUUUCACCACGUAUUGGUGUUUGCAGCCGGGCAGGGUCCCGUCACCGCUGCUUUGGCUCUGGGUCUUGCUACGGGCCUCGAGUCGACCAAGGCAAGACAUACCAUUGCUCUUUUUGGAGACCAUGUAGGACGUAUCUACUCUGAACCUCCAGAUCGAACGGUUCACAGAGUCAAUUUGUCAUACAAGGAUAAGUUCCUCAUGGAGGAGCUCUUGCAAGCUUUGGCAGACUUAAACAGCAUCAAGGACGACGACACUCAUCCUACAAUCACCUACAUGCAAUCACUAGAUUCAGAAGAUACAGUGACCAAUCACUCUACUCUGUCGGAGCAACUAGACAGCAAUGAGCUGUACACGGAAUGGAGCACUUCGCUGGCGAAGAAGAAGAAGCUCAGGUUCAAGGGCGAGGCCGAGGUGGUUACUACCACAUCUCUAAGUCGAGGCCACAUCUCAUGGCUCCAUUGUGAUCGAGACUUUCGACUUUGCCUGGAUGAUCAUUGUGAUCAUGAUACGCUGAAGAGAUGCCACUCUACGAAUGUGAUCAAUAAGUUGCUCCAAGAUCGUUGUACAUUACAACGUGUUUUCUAUACGAACCGGCCUGCAAGCCAUGUAAAGAUCAAUGCGUUUAUUUUUUAG